This is a messenger RNA of Anthostomella pinea, 300 nucleotides long. The record is from the annotation of a GenBank genome assembly. NCBI's taxonomy places the organism in Eukaryota, Fungi, Ascomycota, Sordariomycetes, Xylariales, Xylariaceae.
AUGUCGAACCUCUACAGCUAUGUCAACAAAAAGGUGCUGAUUAUGACGGCCGACUCGCGGACCUUGGUGGGAAACCUUCUGAGCUGCGACCAACAAACGAACCUGGUGCUUGGAAAGGCUACCGAGCGUGUCAUCAGAACCCCCGAUGACGACGAACCGUCCACUGAAGUCCCACUGGGCCUCUACCUCGUCCGAGGCGACAAUGUCUGUGUGGUAGGGCUGGUCGAUGAGUCGCUCGACGAAAGCAUCAACUGGCAGGAAGUAAAAGGAUUGGCAAUCGGUGGCACGAAGUACCUAUAA